Messenger RNA from Scylla paramamosain (green mud crab), 1172 nucleotides. RefSeq lists its product as uncharacterized. The record is from RefSeq and is a predicted model, not a curated record. The transcript has 2 exons. Bases 188 to 1147 code for a protein of 319 amino acids. Lineage: Eukaryota; Metazoa; Arthropoda; Malacostraca; Decapoda; Portunidae.
AGGCUUAAGGUACGUUUACACCGAGGCAAACACUAGCAACCUGGUAGCAUGCUAACUGGUAGCAUGCUAUCAGGUUGCCUCUGUUUGCCCGGUUGCCUGGCAACCAGAGUUUGCCUGCUACCAAUUUGCCAACGGUCGCCGGCUAUCCGCAGCUGAUGGGUUCAGUUGCCUGGUUGCCUCGCUCGCGAUGGUUGUGUGGGACAUAAACACGGUUAAAAAAGUGAUUGAGGAGUACCGGGAGAGGAGAGUCCUCUGGGAUUUAUGUGACCCAGCAUACAAGGAUAACAAAAAGAAAGUUAAGAUCUGGGAGGAUCUAGCUAAAGUGUUUAAUUGUGAUGUGAAAGAAAUAAAGGAUAAAGUGAAAAAUCUGCGCACUACAUUCCACAAAUACAGAAAAAAGAAAAGUGGAUCAGCUACAAGCGAACAAUGGAUUCACUACAAUUCUCUCACCUUCUUGCUUGAAGUCGAUGCACCUAAAAAGGGACUGUCCACUGAAGAGGACAUUUCUCAGAUUGAUGAUGAAACUUGUACUUCUGAUGAUCAGCUAACUGAAAUUGGUGAAGCUUUUCAAGAAGAGGGAGACCGAGACUUGGAAGAGUUCGCGAAACCCGUGCCCUACAGCGGGAAAAAAAAAAGAAGAGUGGCGUCCAGAGAUACUGACGCCAAAAGGGCUGACGAGGCUUACGAAAUUAUGAAAGCAGCCAGCAACCGAGACGACUGUGCUAUUUAUGGGGAAUAUGUUGCUAGCGAGCUACGCAAAUUAAGUGGCUAUAGCCAAAUGAUGGUCAAACAUGCAAUUAAUAAUAUUCUGUUUGAAGGAGCACUGGGGAAAUAUGAUAAACCCAACCCAACUCAAUUUCCAGUUCCAGUCCCUACCUCGAGCCCAAUUCCACAUUAUCACAGCCCUGUUCCAAGCCCAAUUCCACAUUCUCACAGCCCUGUUCCAAGCCCAAUUCCACAUUCUCACAGCCCUGUUCCAAGCCCGCUUUCAGUUCCAAGCCCAAAUCAGUACCCAGUUCCCCUUUCAACUCCAAGCCCAAUUCCCCUUCCUACUCAUAGCCCAAGUCCCAGUUCAAGUCUAUCGACGACUGAGAUACAGGAAGAAGCCUCAAGUGAUACCUUUUCACUAGUACAUUUUGUUAUGUAAAAUUAAAUAGAAGGUUUUGUGAAAA